Messenger RNA from Aphanomyces invadans, 6647 nucleotides. RefSeq lists its product as hypothetical. The record is from RefSeq and is a predicted model, not a curated record. Gene Ontology annotation, biological process: regulation of transcription by RNA polymerase II. The transcript is spliced from 7 exons. NCBI's taxonomy places the organism in Eukaryota, Oomycota, Saprolegniomycetes, Saprolegniales, Verrucalvaceae. The coding region runs from base 152 to 5713 and encodes 1853 amino acids.
AUCGCAUUCGAGGCAACAAGAGGUCGACAGGGCCAGGUCGGCAAGGAGGAAGUGCCCACGCGCGACAGCACCACGCACGCAGCCGAGUGUCGCGCACUGCCCGCAGAAGUUUCUCUCUGGCAUUUUUGUUGAGCACAAAGAAGAGCGAGACAUGAGUUCGUCAGGAACCCCACACAGCACCAACGGACCGCCCAGAGGCACCAGCAGUUCCCCCUCUCGCCAUAACAACCCAGGAGAAUCUGGCGGCUCGUCUUCAAUGAAUGAUCGAUACAGUUCGUCCUCCAGCGGCGGCGGACGUGAAUUCGGUAACAGCUGCAGAGGACCUCCAAACCACAACAAUGGCCCGAUGGAUCGAAGUCGACCGAGCCGAUUUGAUAAGGACCCUCCACCGUACUCUUCUUAUAACAGUGGGGUUGGACGUGGCGGCUGGAGCAACCGCGGUGGACGGGGAGGAUUCAACUCACAAUUCAAGUCGUCCCGUCCGAUGGGCGGUCGUCCCUUCCGUUCGCGCUCUCGAUCCAGGUCACGUUCGCGCGAACGCCGAGAUAAUACGUUUCAAGUCAACGCGCGCAACCGAUUUCGCGGUGAUCGUUCUAGAGAACGAUCUAGAGACAGACUGCCACAGCGACAUCCACUCGACUCGAAUCGUGCGUCGUCCCCUGUACGAGGUGACGGUUUCCGUCAUGGAUCUCCCGAUCGUCUUUCGAGACACUCUGAUCCGCAACACGACCAUUCGAGAAGACAUUCCCCUCCACCGCAAGAACGCCAUCCAUCGUCGCCGCUGCCCCGUCAAGGUGGACAGUCCAAUACAAACAAAUCAGACGUUGCAGCAAGAACAUCUCCUCGACCAGAGCUUAUCGUGUCGCCUCCGCAAUCAGUUGAAGCAGGCUCCUCGUCCACCCAACUGAACAAUUUACCAAGCGCACGCCUACCGGACCAAAUGCAAUCGCCACAUCGAGCCCUUGCAGAUUCCACUGGUUCAUCCCAAUUGAAAACGGGCCCGCCAUAUUCAUCUCCGCGAGUUGCAUCCCCCCAUUCGUCAUCUCCAAAAACAACGUUGAAUCCACCAACGUCGUUCUCAUCCCCCAAGCAACACCAUCCGCCGUCAUCGAUGGCUAAGCAGUCUUCGCAUCUUCCGCUUUCACCAGCACCUACAAGUUCUCCCGGUCACCCACCUGGGAGGACAUCUCCUUUGCGACAACCACCCACCUCCAACGCCGGCGCUCAUUCGUCACCUCGACCUCGCAGUGGAGAUGUUUCCAGACAGCCGACUUCAUUGGUUGGACCGCAUAGUCCACAUCAAGGCCUUCCUGGUGCCGGUUCCUCUCCUCAUCCUGCCGCGACAAGUCGUCAUGAAAUCGCACCGACCACUUCGUCAAAACGACACGCGUCGAAGCGAGACGACCUGUCUCCGUUGAAACCGUUCUUGUCGCGCCGAGGUUCCUUUGACCUUAUGCAGCAAGCUCAUCGCACGUCUCCAAAAGUCGCACCGAGUGGUGGAAGCAGUCCGUCCAAGCCUCAUGCCCCCCCCAACCAACGACGUCGGUCCAUAGAUGGCGAAGACAAAUGCAUCGCAACCAGUGUCCGUCGUAAGAGCAUCGACGAAGUUAUCGAGGCGGAGGCUUCAGUGGCUCGUCUGGAAGAAACGAUACUGGAACCACCAAAACCGAAAGAAGCAGGUGACGAAAGUUCAUCCUUUUCGAUAAAACAGCGACCUCGGCUAGGAUGGGGCCAAGGACUGGCGGCAGCAUCCUCGCCGAAUGCAGGGGCAGCAACUGCAACAACGGCUACGACAGUGAAACGACCUCGAAUGGGUUGGGGUAUGGGACUGGUCGUGACCCAAGUUCCUUCACCGAAAGCCCAAAGCGAUCAGCUACCUGCUGUGUCCACCCCACCGUCCGCGCAAGUAAAUCUUGACAAAGUUGUCAUGCCCAACGCAACUGAUGGGAUAAGCCCCCCUGAACCGAAAUCCGCGGAAGAGGUGCAGUCUGCAUUGCCGGUGGCCUGCCAAACACCCGAUCCUGUGGACAUGGAGAUCGAUGAAGAACCCAUCGCUGUCGCUUCCGUUGCUGUUUUGGAAGUGCCGUCACAAACCAAACCUAAAGAGCAAAUCUUGUCGUCGAUCGACCAGCUGGACGCUGAAAUUGCCGACAUCCAGUCCAAGUUGACUUGUGCCAAGAAAGUCAUCGACGCGCAGUUGUCGCUAACGAACGAGACGUCUGUUUCCGAAGCCGCACCAGUAGAUGUGAGUCCGUCCAAGAAGACCCGACCUGUACUGGUAGAUCCAAAACUGAUGGCAAUGGUGAAUUCGCUCAUGGAGGAAAACAAACUCAAGGCCACAUACGCCCAUGCCCUGAUCGAGCCUCUUGGAAAGGAAACGGUGCAGUACAUGCGGCCAGUCGAUUGCCCUGGAUACGAAAACACGCUCGUUCGUGGUCGCGUGUUACAUGACCGCAUGAUGCUACGUGUGCGUAAGCACAAACAGGCUCAUUACGCAGAAAUGAAGGCCCUUGCAACAGAGUAUGGUGUGCUGAAGAAGGCGUGGCGGGCUAAGGUCAAGAAACUCGAGAAAGAUCGCAAGAAACAAGAAAAACGCACGAAAUUACGUCAAAAGGAAUGGUCGACAGGCCGCGGGGGCGAUGACCUGGACAAGUCGUCGUCUGUGGAUGAAAAGGGGCAUGCGUCGUCGGCGAACGACUCGCAGCAGAUCAACUAUCUGCGGUCGUCGUCCCGACUGACAAACAAUUCGGCAACGCAGCACACGCAAAUGUCCAUGUUAAAGCAGAUUGCCGACGUCGAGAAAGAAAAGCAAGCCGAAUUAUGGGAGCUUGAAGUCAAACGAAAACGGCUGAAGAACGCAAUGCUGUCAUCGGGAUCAAGCAACAGUCCAUACAUCAUCCCUGAUAUGAUUGUUGACAAGGAACUCGUCAAAGUCAAGCGGUUUAUUCCGCUUCCAAGGCCGCUUUUGACCGGGAUGGAGGCAAACGACGACGGACACCUAGAUGGUCUCCAUUAUUUGAACGCUGCCCAACUGAUGAAUCCAUGGAGUGACAUUGAAAAGUGCAUUUUCAUCGACAAAUUUCUCCAAACCCCGAAGAAUUUUUUCCGUAUCGCGAGCUUUUUGCAAAACAAAACCACCGGCGACGUGAUUUCAUUCUACUACCAAACGAAGAAAGUACUCGAUUACAAGGCCAUCAUUCGAGAGCAGCAGCUGCGCCGACGCGGUGCGGGUAUCAAAAACACGUGGAACUGCUGGCAGCUGAGUCUAUGUGCUGCCAUGGCACUCGGGGUCAAGUUCCCCCCCGCGAUUCAAUCCAGUUUACUCCAACAGUCCAAGUUUCGAUCACACCAAGCCGCCCAAUCAAUUUUGCAAGCAGCAUCGAUCUCAAAAGACGUCACGGCCAAGCCGGACGACGAGGAAGCCAACGAUUCGCCAAUUGUGUUAGACUUAACCGACUUUUUGGACGACAACCUAUUCACGACCGGGUACAAAUUGACGUUGAGGUCGGUGCGUAGUCGCUUUGACGAAUUUCGCGCGUCGGCCGACUACCACCCGGACCCCCCCGAGGUAUCGACCCCACCCGUGUCCAUGCCCCCGACUAAAAAGGCCAAGAUCGACAAAGACUCCAUUGAUGCGGCCACGGCUUCCCCGGUCGCAUCCAGACGCAAACCAACCACACCGCGCCCUGUACUUGUCAAGGGUGCAGCGAAAAAGGCGAAGAACAAUCGUCCUACAACUUUGAAAAAGGCCGACGACGAAGUGCCACCGUUGUCAUCUCCUGGCUCGUCGAAAGAGUCCAAGGACGAGUUACAACCAAUAGAGUCCCCAGAAGUCCCCCAACCACUACUCAUCCCUCUUCCCAUGCCUGUGGUCAACGCACCUCCAUUGUUUGCACCAUCGCCUGUGCCACUUACCCCCCGAACGACCCCUCCUCCGUCCAUGUCGUCGUCUCUAUUUCUCAACUCGACGACGCUAAGUAGUUUACCUCCUGGCAAGCGAGUUGUCCAGAAGUGGACAGAGCAGGAAAAGUCGGACUUUCUCAAGUUUUUCUCGGUGUACGGGAAAGACUGGGCUGCUCUCACAAACAGCAUUCCAAGCAAAACGGCUGCCCAAAUCAAAAACUAUUACCAAAAUUACAAGAAUCGGCUUGGUCUACAGGACGUUCUGAAGAAGCGACCAGACCGUGGUCCCAGCUCUGGCAGCAAUACCCCUCUGAGUCAUCUCCAAAAGUCGCCGACGCCAUCUACCAACUCACCAUCUCAUACUGCAGCACGACCCCAGCCGCCCUCUGCGUUUUCGUUUCCGAUUUCGAUUCAAGUCCCUCAAGAAUUUCCUCCUGCUGUCCCUACGUCCAUGAAUGCCGCGCAACAUCGACUUAUCCAGCUGCAAAAAGAACUCUCCCGGAUACAGAUGCAGCAAUUGCCCACCAACACUACAACGUCGAUGGGUGGUCAGAAUACUCCGUCAAUUCCAAACUCGGCACCUGGAUCACAGCUGAAGCUGCUGCAAUACAGUCUCCAACAACAAGUCCAGAUGCUGCAAAUGCAAAUGUAUCAGCAAAGUGUUCAAGAAAGCUCCAACAACAGCGCGAUGCAGGGUCAGCAUUCGUUCGGAAUACCUCGAUUGAAUCAGCCCCAAUACUACGAACGCUACAAGGAAGAAUCCAAAGCGCCAAUGGGGUCCACCGAUCAACAACUGCUCUUGGCAGCUCGGGCGCAAGGGGACCAGCCACCUAACCUCCCGCCCAUCGAGCCCCCUGCCGCUCCCGUGCAAAGCGCGUCAAGCCGCAUGUCGUUCUCUUCCAUCUUGAACGAAAGCCUCGGGAGUCCUCAGUACUCCUCGUCACCGUCUGCGUCGACCCCCAUUGUCAUCGCAUCUGCCCCGACAUCGAUCAGUCGGUCGUCCAUGUCGAGUAUUCUCAAUCGACAGUGCGAGUCGUCGCCUGUCACCAUGCACGCGUCUCAGCCAAAGCUGCCUUACAACCCUCCCCCACCGUCGCACCUUCGACCACCCUCAACGUUCAGCACUACGAUGUACCAUCCCAUGCAUUCUCACCGACACCCGCUGUACCACGAUCCUACCACCCACAGUAGCAGCAUGCAAGAUGGUCAAAUGCCCAUUCCGUCGUACCACCAUCCACACCACCAACCCAUUCAACCGGUGCAACAAACGAUGCUUCAUCAUUCCCAACUUCAGCCCCUGCAAACGUCGUCCUCGUCGGCGUCGUCCAUGUCGAUCCACCAACCGAUUCAACCCAUGCCGCAGUCCAUGCUCCAACCUAUUCAGCCCAUGCAUUCUGCUAGACACAACGUUCCCAUCUACAGCCAUCGGCCCAUGGAAGAUUCGUGGAGCAACAAUCCGAAUUUGGCAACGAUGGACCAGCAGCAACAUCCUGGCAGUCGCUACUACGACCACUCAAGACUUGCCAUGGACAAGGAAGCAGCGCAUUUACGAGAAGCCCAAGAAGAAGCAGCUGCUGCGGCAUUGAAUGCCGCGGCGGCAGCCGCCCGCGUGGAAGCUCUUCAGCGUAGCGUGGUGGCGAGGCAAGAGCAACCAGUGCUGCAUCUCGCGCCCCCUCGAUAUACCAGUCAAUUGCCACCCCAGCCGCAAUUUCACCUCAACCUCCCUCGCCCCCACGAUCCUUCCAUCGUGACCAAUAUUGCUGCGUCGUCCACCCCAUCUGCGGGCAACGGAUCAAACGAACAGCGAUAGAUGAUGUAAUAUCAAGUAAUGCCACAGACCAAAUAUACUACAUAAUUGCCCGCACAGGCGUGUCAUGAAUCGUCUGUGAUGUUCGGGGACGGCGUGACUCGAAUAUACGGCUUGAUUUCGUGAAAUCCAUGGGGAAAGAGAGCUUUGGCUGCGUCGGAUGUGAUGUCUGGCUCGAUAAACACAUCGUCGUUGACUUUCCAGUUUGUCGGUAACACAACUGGGUUGUACGCCGUCAGCUGCAGACCGUCCAAUACGCGGAUAAACUGGUCGACACGUGAAGACUAUCCAUUGAAUUGCUUUGUGCCCACCUCGUACAAGUUGCGGCCAAUUGUGACAGGGUAAUGAAACACAAAUUGCACUACCAUGUCAAUGUCCACGAUGAAGGCGGCGCUGUAGGGCAGUCGAAAGUGCUCCGACCCAUUCAUGGGUGCCGACGGUGCGACGAGGCCCAGCGUUCGCGAUAGAUCCCCCGCUUCGUCGGCGAAAAUGGGAAAAUUCACCUGGACGUCCUGGGUUUCGUUGACAUCGUCGAGGAACCGUGCUUGUUGUUUCACUACAAAACCAGCCAUCCAUCGGUCAACUAAUCAAUGGGGUAUCCACCUUACAAGACCCAAUACUCAACCCCAAGACGCGGCAAUUCCGUGCGUCAAACUGGGGUUUUAGCUUGGUGAGCAUCCCAAGUUCCUACAACCCAGCUGAAUGUUGUCCUUCAUAGUCACGCACACACCGUGGCCCAGACAGGAUGAAAGUCCUGCGGAAAGGUCAGAAGCAGAGUCCAUGCACCGUCAAUGUAGUCAUGCAGCUUGAUUGAGCCCAUUUGGGUCGUGCCGAUCAUCUUUGGCAUCUUGGACCCCACACGGAUGCCCACAGUCGCUGGCAUUGAUGAUCUUGAGGAGGCGCCGAUAUCUUUCCUUUCGAGCCAAUAUCAAACGAG